Molecule: messenger RNA, 857 nt
Organism: Dermacentor andersoni
Lineage: Eukaryota; Metazoa; Arthropoda; Arachnida; Ixodida; Ixodidae
Source: RefSeq, a predicted model, not a curated record
GAACGUUACAAUAGGCAGCCAAGCUUGUUUCUCAUUCUGUCUAUGUGAAUAUAUUUUCUUCCGAGUGGCUGCUCACUGAAGAAUCCUGCGUAAUAUCGUUUGCGUGGAUAAUUUCACAGUGGGGAACAUGACAGAAAAGAAUCUUCUUGCUGUCAUUCUAUUAGCCACAACAUUGACAGUGCUGGAGUCUAAAUUGACCUUUUUCAGAAGAAGGAGUGUCAGUAUGCACAAGUUCCUAGAUGUCAAGGAACCUAUCUGGACUUACACUACAAGCAGGCGUACGGACAUUUUGUGCGAAGUGGAUGUAGUGACGAAUAUAACAGCCAGCUCUGUAUUUUUCACACGAUUCUCGUACGACCGCAAAGGAAGAACAUCUGGCAACCUGGAGGGAAUAUUCAACCAGCGCCGAAAGAAGUACAUGCUAGUGCACACUCAAGGAGGAGCAUACGAUCUUCACGAGGAGGUUCUAUAUAUGAGUUCUGAUUCCAGUUGCGCUGUUAUUAUGGUAUCGCGAUUAUUUGGUGGUACAUUCCGCAGCUACGAUCUCCGGGUGAUAGAUUCGCUUGCUGCGUUCGGGCCGCAUAAGGAUUGUGUCCGAAAAUUCAAGAAGCGAGACAGCCGAGGACAAGUGAUUUACAGACCGCAGUGCAGUGAUAUACUUCAUAACAAAACGCAAGCACCACUGCCGAAAUCGGGGGCAAAUCAGAAGCCGUCAACCAAUACGCACAGCUAAUACUUGUUUCUUUUUUUUAUGACGUGUGUGCAUCAAUGGUUUUGUUUAACGAAUAUAUUGAAGCCGACUUUUGUGUACAGCUUUCAUAUUUCGAAAUACAGAACAGAUCUGAAGUCUCUCGGCA